UCCGGAGGGGCGGCCCGGGGGCCGGGCGGGCCGUAGGGGGCCCGCUCGACCUGGAGGCCAUGAAGGCCAGCAUCGCGCGCUACAACGAGGAGCAGCGCGUCCUCAACGAGGACGUCUUCGGACCGCUGCAGCCCGACUCCCUCAUCGUCGUCAUCCAGGUGCACACGCGACUCAUCUACCUGCGGCACUUGAUCGUGAGCCUGGCGCAGGCCAAGGACAUCGACUCGGUGCUGCUCGUCUUCAGCCACGACCACUACGACCCGGAGAUCAACGAACUGGUGCAGGCCGUGGACUUCUGCAAGGUCAUGCAGAUCUUCUACCCGUUCUCCAUUCAGACGCACCCCCACAGCUUCCCCGGGGAAAGCCCCGACGACUGUCCCCGCGAUAUCAAAAAGGAAGAGGCACUUAUUCGGCAGUGCACCAACAUGAAUCACCCAGACCUUUACGGCCACUACCGAGAGGCGAAGUUCACACAAACCAAGCACCACUGGUGGUGGAAAGCCAACCGUGUCUUUGAACAGCUAGAAGUCACAAGGAAUCACACUGGACUGGUUCUUUUUUUGGAGGAGGAUCACUUUGUUGCUGAAGACUUCAUCCAUGUACUCAGAUUGAUGCAGAAAACCUGCCAAACAAACUGCCCUCAUUGCAACAUUCUCUCCCUCGGCACUUACCUCAAGACCUAUAAUUAUUAUGGCGGGGAUUCUAAAAAGGAGAUGCUACGUGCCAUGAAACGCCAUCAGGGUGUUUCAGCAGAUUCAAUAGCUCCCUCCUGGAACUUCCAGAUUCUACCUUCUCUCUAUCAACAUUAUCAAAAGGCUGAGGUGACACCAUGGAUAAGCAGUAAGCACAACAUGGGCAUGGCCUUCAACCGCUCCGUUUGGACAGACAUUCGUGCCUGUUCCCAGUAUUUCUGCUCAUAUGAUGAUUACAACUGGGAUUGGAGCUUGCAGCACAUCAGUCAAAACUGCCUUCCACAUCGAUUACAUGCCAUGGUCAUGAAGGGGCCACGUGUGUUCCACAUUGGUGAAUGUGGGGUUCAUCACAAGAAGACCAACUGUGAAUCAACAGCGGUUAUAUCAAAAGUUCAGAAAGUUAUUCUUGCUGCAAGUAGACACCUCUACCCUUCACAUUUAACUCUUACUGUAACCAACACACUCAAGAAAACAAAACUCCGGAAAGGAAAUGGUGGUUGGGGUGAUGUACGAGACCAUCAGCUUUGCCUUAAUAUUUCAACCACUACCAGAUAGCACUCAAGACUUGUGUUGCUUCAAAAGGAUAUGAAAUUUGUUGGUUGUCUAUCAUUUGCACUCAUACUUUUGGCUUGAACUUCAAUUAUUUCUGAUAAUAAGUUUCCAUUACCUGUCCUCAUUGUUUGAAAAUUGAGGCACUGGCACUACAUUCUCAUAAUUUUCCCCCACCAUUAUUGUUUACCAAAGAAUAGUUUUAUGUCAAAUAUGCUGUGAAAUAUUGAAGUUUCUUUCUUUCAAAGUCAUAACUUUUAGCCUUUUUUUUCUCCAACUCAAAGUUAAUACAUUUUACUCUAUUCUAAAUUUUGUUAUGGGCCCGCUGAAAAAUGUGAAUAAUCGUGAAUAAUGUUUUGUAAGGAUUAUUCAAUCCAGAUGUGAGGUGUGCAGCAGUAUUUGCUAACUUGGUGCAAUUGAACACAUUCCAUGUUAACAAUUGGCACUUCUACUGAUCUCGUGAUUGAUGCAAUCCCCCUCUCCCUCCAGUCAGUUUGACGAACAUUUAUAAAGAGAACUUUGUGCUCCUGCUAGACACUCAACAGAGAUAGUGUGUGUGCUGGUCUAAUUUGUGAACUUUGUGUCUGUGUUUGUGUACUUACUAAUUUCAGUAAUCUAAGAUAUGUGAUUUAAUGGAGAAGUAAUGGUACAUGCUUGGACUCAUGCAGAUGACUCCUUGGUUUGAUGGGUGGUUCUAAUGUAAUCAUUAGUACAAUUAUCUUUGGAAUGCAGAGUUUUAAAUUCUAGUCCUUACUCUUUCCUCCUAUCUUGUAUUGUCUUUGAUGAGUCCCUUUGUGGUGUAAGAAAGAAGCAAGAAAGAGAGAAUCAAUAAUUCUAGGUCAUGGGUGAUUUCGGUUAACGUCCAUUAUGAAGUACGUACCUUUGCUUUGUUCUGUUGUUUCUUAACUUGCUUGCUCUGUUUUUUUUCAUGUUAUUGUUUGAUUUUUUUUUGUUGAAAAAGAGUGUUGCUCAUUGAUUUAUUUGUGAUAAAUUCACUCCAUUUGACUGUCAAGUUUUGCAUUCCUUGCAUUGAUGGAGUAUAAACUUUAAAAAUGAUAGUAUAUCAUCCACUGUACAUUGUAGGUAGAACUCUUGUACAUACUGUAAUUAUUUUUAAGGCUCUUUUAGGAAUUCUUUUUAGGAGUGUGCUGUGAUUCUUUGCUGUACCGUGGUGCUGUUACUUCUUUCCUCAUAAAGUUUUAUGCUUCUUUUGUAGGCUGCUUUAACAAUCCUGGUUAAGACAGUGACUUGAUAGAGUUAUUCCUAAAUAUACUAUUUUAUUAAAAUAUUUGUACUGACACUGAUGGAUAUUGCUUUCUUAGUGUAGUCGCUAUCAUUGCUCUUGUAUCAACGAUUACCGGUAUAUAGUGUUUAAAAAAUGAAACUUAUUGAUUGCCCUCCUUCAGGAAUGAUGUUGUUAAAGUUUGUUGCUGGCAUUUGCAUUUGUUGAUUCAGGCUGAGCUUGCACCCAACUCUUUUGUUGCCUCCUGAGAAUUAGGAUAUUACUUUGCUGCAUCUGCUUUGUUUUUGUUCUUUCUUUAUUUUUGUUUUGUUGUGUACUUACAUAUUGAAAAACAAUAAUCUUUGGUGUAACUUUUAAGUGCUGGGACAAGCAGAGGUCAAGGCCAUGAUGCCCACUUAAUAAGACUUUCAACGCUUGUUCCAAGCUCUGUACAUCUCUUAAAUCUAAGUCAUGUGGAACUGAAAACUUUAAAAAGCAAAAUAUUGAUGGAUAUACUUAAGCAUUCUUUGAAAGUUGAUUACUUUUCUGGUAUGCCCAUGUUUAUGAGUUCUAUUCAUAUCUAGUCAAACAUAGAUUUAAUUUAGGGAACAAUGCAUCUAUUUUCUUUGUUAGCUCUUUUUGUUUUUACCUAGUUGAUUUAUGCAGUAAUUGCUGGUUCUUUACGUAUGAAGUGUUCUGCAGUCUGAAGAUAAUCAGCCCUACUUGCAGGUGUAUGUUCUGAAAUACAAUGCAAUCAUUUUGAAUAAAGAAAUUAUCUUCA
This is a messenger RNA of Thrips palmi, 3244 nucleotides long. RefSeq names its product alpha-1,6-mannosyl-glycoprotein 2-beta-N-acetylglucosaminyltransferase-like. Gene Ontology annotation, cellular component: Golgi membrane; Golgi stack. Gene Ontology annotation, molecular function: alpha-1,6-mannosylglycoprotein 2-beta-N-acetylglucosaminyltransferase activity. NCBI's taxonomy places the organism in Eukaryota, Metazoa, Arthropoda, Insecta, Thysanoptera, Thripidae. The record is from RefSeq and is a predicted model, not a curated record. Gene Ontology annotation, biological process: protein N-linked glycosylation; oligosaccharide biosynthetic process. The transcript is spliced from 7 exons. The coding region runs from base 60 to 1247 and encodes 395 amino acids.